Molecule: messenger RNA, 2644 nt
Organism: Pygocentrus nattereri (red-bellied piranha)
Lineage: Eukaryota; Metazoa; Chordata; Actinopteri; Characiformes; Serrasalmidae
Product: 7-methylguanosine phosphate-specific 5'-nucleotidase-like
Exons: 10
Coding region: 166-1113 (315 amino acids)
Cellular component (GO): cytoplasm
Molecular function (GO): 5'-nucleotidase activity; magnesium ion binding
Source: RefSeq, a predicted model, not a curated record
UGUCCGGUAUCUUAGCUCUCUGUGUAGGUAGCUAAGCUACUGUUUGUCAGUUAAAGCUUGGACACGUUUGUUUAUUUUGAGCGAACGUUUAAACUAGACUCCUAGCCGCAGCUCACGCCCAGAAACAGAGAGCUCAGCUCGCAUUUUGAACAGUAUCUGUCGGAAAUGAUUUUCCACAUCCCAUGGAUCUAUGUUCCUGUUCGGAAUGUCCUAGCAAUCUGGCAUCAGCUGACAAAGUAUGAGAUACCUGAGCUAAAGAAACCCUCAGUCAUUAUGAGAGACCGAGGAAGAGUGGAGGAGAUCAUCCGCAACAUGCACGGGGCAGGACCAGGUGCACUACAGGUGAUUUCUGACUUCGACAUGACGCUCACCAGGUUUGCUUUUAAUGGAAAACGCUGCCCAACAUCACACAACAUCCUUGACAACAGCUCCCUCAUUAGCGAAGACUGCAAGGCCAAGUUGGCAAACUUCCCAAAGUCCCAUUACUACCCGAUCGAGAUCGACAGCUCGCUGUCAGUGGAGGACAAGGUCCCUCACAUGGUGGAAUGGUGGACUCAGGCUCAUGACCUGUUGGUCCAGCAGCGAAUCAAGAAGGAUCAGCUGGCCAAAGCAGUCAGGGAGUCGGACGCCAUGCUCAGGGACGGGUAUGAGGUUUUCUUCGGCUCAUUGAAGGAUCACUCCAUCCCUCUGCUCAUCUUUUCGGCUGGACUGGGAGAUAUCCUGGAAGAGGUGAUCGAACACAACGGUGUGUUCCACCCCAACGUACGAGUCUUCUCCAACUACAUGGAGUUUGACAAAAACGGUCUUUUAUGCUCGUUUAAAGGGCAGUUGAUCCACACGUUCAAUAAAAGGGAGGGCGCCUUACUGAACCCAGAUCAGUUUGAGCAGCUUCAGGACCGCCCCAACAUUCUGCUGCUGGGAGACUCUAUGGGGGACCUGACGAUGGCCGACGGAGUCCAAAACGUCCAGAACAUUCUACGCAUUGGUUACCUCAAUGAUAAGGUUGAGGAAAGGAGGGACGCGUAUGUUGGCUCUUACGACAUCGUGCUGGAGAAAGAUGAAACGCUGGACAUUCCCAAUGCCAUCCUCCGCUACAUCACUGAGGGAAAAUGAAGCUUCAUACUGUUGUCCACAUCAUCUGGGAUCGAGGUCAUGUGGACCACACUGGCCAAUCAGAGACCAGUAUUGCUAACCUUAUGGUCAGGAGUCCACUGGCACUGGGCUGGUUACUGUCACCAUGGCAACCUUCAGGCUGGAAUUGUUUUAAACGAGUACACAUCGCACAAAAAAUCCGUUUAGCCUGGAUUUAUAGGCUGUAAUAUAAGCUGGAUCAACUGUCUAACCCAACCACACUGAUAGGUAGAGUCCAGUGCUGCAUCGCAGAUUGCAUUCUGUGAUCUACACGGGAAGAAACUCUCUUUAUAAGGCUGAUUUUAAUCAGCAACUCUAACAGUUGAGGUCAAGAGUUUCUAUAUUUUGUCUUCAUGCACAGAGUUGUAGUUUUAAAUAGUUUUAAAGUAUUUUAGCAAAUUACUUACCCAAAUAUGCAGAAUGUUUAUAUUAAAAGGUGCGUCACAUGACUUUAAAAAACAUUUUUAAAGCUCCGCCCAUAAUGUUUUUGUUAUUUGUAUCACCUGUCCCCCUUUUUUCUUUGUCUUUGUAAUAGAAGGUGUUGAAGACGCCUUUGCUCAAGGACCAGAAACCAUAUGACAAUUUUAAUAACCGCUCACUUGUGGUCUGUUAUUACUUGUAAGCUCUGGUUUGGGUUUUUUUUUGGGAAUGAUUCUGUUGUGUCUUGUGUUCAUUAUAUUAGAAUGGGCUUCUGGGAGAUCGGCCUAGGUCACUGUAAAAGCAGUCGGGAGCCUGUUUACUUUUACACCUGGAGCUGAUUCUUUUGGUCUUGCUGAAUGUACUGACCGUAGUUGGUGCUCCAUCGAUGCACACAGGAAUGCAAGAGACUGCCUCGGUGCAUAAACGGGCACUUCUCAUUUUUCACAGCUGGGUUAUGUUGGUGAAGAUCUAUAGGCAUAUUUAUCUGAUGUUCAUUAUUAUAUUUUAGGGCCUUUUAUCUUUUAUAUUCACUUGUUUUGAAACCUGCACAACGUUUUGGCCCAAGUAGAUGUUUUAAGCCGCUGGGAAAAACACAAUAAAAGUAGAUUUAUGUUACUCCUGUCUAGACUUGAGCUCCCAUGUUGCUGUCUUUUGGUUGAUGUCUCUCAGACCUGCAUCACAGUCUGUAUUCUUUAGUAUUGUAUCCUAUUGUAAUACGGCACACUACAGUUUUUGUGACUAAUUUAAUUUUCGUUUAGUCUUCUAACCCUCAGUGUAGUCAGAUGCCCAAAGGCAUGUUUGGUAAUGUAAUGCAAAGCAAUCAAACACGGACAAAAUUCCGCCUUUACGAUGGCUGCUGCUCCUGCUCUUAGCUAUGCAACAUAAACGAGCUAAUGCUUCAUCACGGACCAGAGCUGCUCAGUCAUCUCUAACAGACUUGCUCAUGUGGUUUCUGUCACUGUAUGACAUACUGUUAUUAAUAGAAAUAGACUAAAGCUAAAACUAUAGUGGGAGCUCUUAAAGAUGGAGUUUUGUCUGGAUUUUUGCACAUUGUCUAAAUUGGAAUUUAUGUAAGUCUUGAUUAAAAUUUUCA